Molecule: messenger RNA, 1695 nt
Organism: Fonsecaea monophora
Lineage: Eukaryota; Fungi; Ascomycota; Eurotiomycetes; Chaetothyriales; Herpotrichiellaceae
Exons: 1
Coding region: 1-1695 (564 amino acids)
Cellular component (GO): nucleus
Source: RefSeq, a predicted model, not a curated record
AUGAAUGAUAGUCCUGUCGACCCUCUGGCGGAAUUGCCACCAUAUCUCCGCGACAUACUGAAUCAGCUACCAGAAGACCACUCUAUUGCCCUCAGCGAAACUGCGGGACCCUUGAUAUCGGAUAUCAAGAAGCUGACGGAUCGGAGGAAAAGAUAUGCGUACUUGCUUCUCUCCCGUCACCGUUUGACUCGCCUUCUGGCCGAAUGUCCCAGUCCCUGUCCAGAUCUCAUCCUCCGCCGUGCUGAAGUUUACGAGGCCCUCGGGUACAGUGAACUAGCACUGGCGGAUGCAUAUGUCUCGUACACCCUUUGUCUCGUGGCUUUAGAUGACCCCGAUAUCUCAGACCUUGAACCUGUUGAUUUGGAAGGAAAUCCCUGGCCGCCUUCCGAUGACGGCCAGAGCGAGGAUGACCCGAACCCUGUGGCACUGAAGCAAAAGUACCGCUCACUUGUGCUGAUGUGUCGCUCUGCCAUUAUCCUGGGUGUACAGACCCAAGCGAAGCUAUGGAUUGACGAGGUCUUGGCGGUGAAGAGGAUCAUCCGGCGCCUGAACGGAGAGGAGCCUCGAGAGCCGGUCCGGGACAUUGAGGAGGUUGUGGGAGAUUUUUCCGAGUAUUCCACCAUCUAUGAGGACGAAUCCAAAUUCCACAAAUGUGUCAAGCUCCUCCGACGCGAUGUCAAGCCCACUCUGUUUGGGUGGUGUCAACGCCAAAUAUACCCUUGGAAUGAGUAUGAGCCCGACAGAAUGUCCAAAGAAGCGUUGAUCGAGAUCAACGAGAAGCUCCACGUGGUCGCCCCGGAUCUGGAAGUAGAAAUAUCCACGUUGCCAACUCUGACACCUUCGAUGGAUGAGGGUAUGCAGAGACUUUCUGUUGGUGAGCUGAGAACCUCUGUGUCUUCUACAGCCAAUUGCUCUUCGCAACUGGGGCUGUUUGCCAAAAAGCAGCUGGCGCCGGGAGCUACCAUUUUGAGAGAGCGAUCGGUCCUAACAGCCAUACGCCCACAUGGCGAAGCCGUCUGUGAUGCUUGUGCGGCUGACAUGGAAGAUAUCGACCGAGGGGAUCGGAGAUACUGUGUAGGAUGCAAUAUACCAUUCUGCUCGGAAGAAUGUCAGAGAGCUGCCAAUGAGCGUUACCACCACCCGAACGAGGAAGACUACGAGACCGAUGAGGGCUAUCCUCCCGCUGAAGCCCCUUUUUGCCCUGGAUCUAGUGGCAAUGACGACCUGCACACACUUGGUCGAGCUGAAAGUUCGACUACCCCUGAGUGGGAUUUGUACUUCUUGCUCCUGUCACGAACCCUGCAACUGGCCGAGACCCAGAAAUUGCAUCCGUUAGAUCUCUUCGAGACAAAGUAUUUGUGGGGGGAUUUCUCCCCGACCCCCGAAGUCAUUGAUCUCCCACUCAAGAGUGGUCCGAAAUCACUACCAUACAGCGUACGCCAUCAUGUUGAGUUGCCUCUCCAAUGGUUUGAAGUUCUCAUGCACUCACGAGAGAGAUGCAGGCCAUACAGUGCCACGUGGCUGAAAAAAUACGACUGGUGGAUCAUUCAGACGCUCUUUUCCAAGUUUCGAGGAGUAGCAGAUGCACAACAAUCGACGUGGACGGGUAAGCCUGAGGUCGCAGCCGUUCAUCCGCUCUGGUGUCUGGCGAAUCAUAGCUGCAACCCAAAUGUGACUUGGAAGCCUCGGGAGUAA